Molecule: messenger RNA, 822 nt
Organism: Cyclocybe aegerita
Lineage: Eukaryota; Fungi; Basidiomycota; Agaricomycetes; Agaricales; Hemipholiotaceae
Source: the annotation of a GenBank genome assembly
AUGUCAGGCUCGAGGAAACUUUUUGACAGUUGCACUCUCACCGCGCCCAACAGGAAAGGAGCGGACGCCUUCCUUGUAUUGAUCAACACCCAACAACGUUUCCACCUCUUGCAGACUACCCUUAGGGUCUCUCUUGGCUUCUAUGGUCUGCGGUGUUGUAUGAUGGCUUUCAGCAUCCCUGUUCAAGCAUAUAAAAGGUCGUUGUUCGAAGUGUUGUGGGCAUUCUUUACCCUCCUUCAACUGCCUCCUACUUCUCAGGGUUUUCACUCCAAUUGCCAUCCCAAAAUGGUCACUCUUUUGAGCUUUGCUACCACUGUCCUUCUUGCUCUUCCCGCGGUUCUCGCCGAACCUGCCCCUUUAAUCAGCCUCAACACCCGCCAACUGUCUGGCUUCGACCCCAGCAACGUCCCAAGUCAGUGCCUUGUACAGCAAUGCCAGGCCUUGGUUGAUGCCUUCAAUGUCCAGGGCUGCAACACGAUGGAAUGCCUAUGUACUGAAAGCGUCGUAGCAUCCCUGAGAAAUUGCUACCAGUGUUCCGUAGACGCGGGCAGCUUCGACCAAUCUCUCGCAGAUGCUGCCGUUGACAGCUUCAUUCAAACCUGCGCAACUAUCGGUAGACCUAUCUCCGCUUCCGGUUCUUCAGGUGGUUCCUCCAAUGCGAGUGGAUCCUCGUUGUCCGGCAGUGGGUCCAGCGACAAUUCCUCCUCUUCCACUACUUCUACCGACGUAGCCACUCAGACUGGCGGUGCACUCGCCAGCUUUGGCUUAACCACUGCCAGUAUUUUCUUCGCAGCCGCUGCGGGAACUAUUGCCCUCGUGUAA